Messenger RNA from Erythranthe guttata (spotted monkey flower), 1674 nucleotides. RefSeq names its product F-box protein CPR1. NCBI's taxonomy places the organism in Eukaryota, Viridiplantae, Streptophyta, Magnoliopsida, Lamiales, Phrymaceae. Gene Ontology annotation, molecular function: protein binding. The record is from RefSeq and is a predicted model, not a curated record.
AAUUAAUUACACAAAUCCCCAAACCCUAACUUCCACACCAUGUUUCUUUGAAUUUCAAUUUGUUUGCUGCUCCGAAAAUGUCUGACAUCCCCUCCGAUCUGUUAAAAGAAAUACUCCGGCGAGUCACCGGCGAGCCCCUCUUGCGAUUCCGUACAGUCUGCAAGGAGUGGCGCCGCAUCAUCGACGAUCCAUCCUUCGUCAGAAUCCAUGCCCACACUCAAAUCUCCUCCAACACUCUCCUCAUCAGAAACUCAACCACCAACACUCUCCUCUACUCAUUGAAUUUGGAUACCCUAAACCACAACGAAUCCAAACAAACCAUUGAAGUAACCGCCGUCAAACCAUUCUCCCGAUCAGGCGCCACCGACGUACCUAAUUUGCCGGCGCCCUCUUGCCACGGUCUGAUUCUCAAUUCCCACUAUUACGAAAUUGAUAAGGCAUGGGUUGUAUGGAACCCGUUAACCCGCGAGUUCCACGAGUUGCCCCUAUUCAAAACCAAACCCAAUGCCGAGUCGAGCUUAGCUUGUCUUGGGAUUGGGUACGAUUGUUCUUCCGAUGAUUUCAAAGUUGUGAGGAUAGAUCGAAUGCGCACUACCGACAGUACAACAACCGUUCACCAAACUAGCAUUUAUAGUCUGAAAAUGAAUUGUUGGAGGAUGGUUAAGGAUUGCCCUUACGAUUUUCCCGGUCAUAGGCGGCCGGGUGUUUUUCUGAAUGGGGCAUUGCAUUGGGUAUUGGAGAAUAAAAUAGUUGUGCUUGUUCUUGGAACUGAAGAUUACAGAGAACUGCCGAUGCCUACAAAACCAGGGGAAUCUGUUUUACCGAGUCUAAAAGCGUUGGGUGGAUUCUUAUUCAUGAGUUACUACGACUGCAACGGCAAUCCAAUGGAGGUAGGUCAACUAGUGGAGGGAUGGGUGAUGAAUGAUUAUGGAGUGGAGAAGUCGUGGACCAAGUUGUUUUCGUUUACCGAAGAUUUUCUUUUGGAUGUGGAUGUCCUCACACCUAUUGCUUAUAUCAAGAGCAAAGGGCUCGUUAUUCUGCAGAAUUUUGACGAUUUUUUAUUGUUCGAUAUUCAGAGUAAUUCUGCCAAGAUGGUUACUGUUAGUGGCCUCCCGAGUAAUUUCUAUUGUCAAAUUAUGCCGCAAAGUCUUUUUCGAUUGGGUCGUAGUUUUGCUGUUGAUGUGAAAAGUAAAGCAGCAAUGAAGAGGGAGAGGAAAAGGAAGAGGAUGGGGAAGCCGACGAUCAAGCCUCAAGCUAGGGUGGAGCAUUCCGUAAUAAUCGAGAAGGUUAGGCUCUUUUUUGAUUUAAAUGCAUUGGCUUGGUCUGAUGAUGACUAUGAUGAUGAUGAUGUUGAUAUUGAUGACGACGAAGACGAUUAUUAUUGAUUAGUUUUUUGAACGUGUUUUUGGUGGAAGCAAUGGACGUGUGAAAGAACACGCUCAAGAAAUGCCUUUUUUGCAUGGAUAAAUAUUUAUUAUCGAUGACUGUUAAUUUUUGUUGGUUAUGAAUGUAGGCGGCGAUCUUAACGGUUGUUUUAAGUUCUUGCAGAUUUAAGUGAAAGAACACAAAAUGAUUUGUGUCUGUACUCUCUUCCAAUUAUUUGUUUUGCACUUUAUGGUUGUUGUCAUUAUGUUUGCAUUUUACAUGAAAGAUAGGUGAAAGAAUUUAUGGUCC